Molecule: messenger RNA, 649 nt
Organism: Wyeomyia smithii (pitcher-plant mosquito)
Lineage: Eukaryota; Metazoa; Arthropoda; Insecta; Diptera; Culicidae
Product: peroxynitrite isomerase THAP4-like
Exons: 2
Coding region: 132-620 (162 amino acids)
Source: RefSeq, a predicted model, not a curated record
UGUGUCGUUGAGCAAAACUGUCGGUCAUUUCCCAGAAACCUGAGUUCAACUUUAGUAGUGAUAAUCGUCGGAUUUUUAAAAUCAAGUCUUUAAAAAGUUCAAGUAUAAUUUGUAUCAGCUUUUAUUCAUCCAUGGCGAAAGUGCAUGAAGCUCUUAAACCGAUUCAAUGGCUGAUUGGUACUUGGGAGUCGACAGUCGCCAAAGGUCAUUUUCCAACCAUCAAAGACUUCACUUAUCAUGAGAUUCUUAAAUUCGAGUCGCUUGGACAGCCUCUGUUAAACUAUGAAGCACGUUCUCGUCAUCCUGUUUCCGGAGCUCCAAUGCAUCUGGAGUCUGGGUUCUUGCGAGUGAAACCAGGAACAAAUCAACUCGCUUUUAUGGUUUCUCAUAAUUUUGGUCUUGCAGUACUAGAAGAAGGUUUGGCAACGCAGAACUCAUUAGAAUUUGAAUCGAAAUCAAUUAGCCGGAUUUCUUUUGCAAAUGAUCCGUCUGUUAAAUCAAUCAAAAGAAAUUUCAAAUUGCACGAGGAUGGAACAAUGGAAGUUACGACUGAUAUGGAAACGAGCACCACAGAGCUGACCAACCAUUUAAUAGUUAUUUACAAAAAGCUAGAACAAUAAAUACAUUCUGCUAGGGUAAAUAAUAGUAA